AUGGCUCACUCGAUAGAAGAGCAAAGACUCGACCAGUCCGACAAUGCGUCGUUCAACCACGAGAAGCCCUCGGAGGUCACAGAAGACGAAAGUCACUUCCCAACCGGAACCCGGUUGCUGGUCAUUAUCAUUUCCAUUCUCUUUGCUAUGUUCCUAGUUGCACUUGAUCGCACCAUCAUCGCAACAGCAGUACCCCGAAUCGCCAACCAAUUCAAUGCCCUCGACGACAUCAGCUGGUACGCCAGCGCAUACCUACUAACCAGCUGCGCAACCCAAUUAUCCUGGGGCAAAGUCUACACAUUCUACUCGACCAAAACCGUCUUCCUAGCCGCAAUCCUCAUCUUCGAGGUCGGCUCUGCCCUUUGCGGCGGCGCCCCUACCUCCGACGCCUUCAUCGUCGGCCGUGCAAUCGCAGGCGUGGGUUCCGCUGGUAUCUUCGCCGGCGCAACAGUCAUCAUCGCCCAGAUUGUUCCUCUGGCUAAACGACCCAUCUAUGUCGGUCUCAUGGGCUCAACCUUCGGAUUCUCUUCCAUCAUUGGACCACUCAUGGGCGGCGCUUUCACUGAUAAUGUGACAUGGCGCUGGUGUUUCUACAUUAACCUGCCCAUCGGCGGCUUCACUAUGAUUGUUUUGUUCUUCUUCUUGAAUGUCCCGCACACGGCCCAGUCGUGCUCUUGGAAACGUCAUAUCCUCCGUCUGGACCCCCUCGGCAGCGUCAUUUUCCUUCCCUCGGUCAUCUGCUUCUUGCUUGCUUUGCAGUGGGGAGGAACCACUUACCCCUGGGGUAAUGGGCGGAUCAUCGCACUAUUUGUGAUCUCAGGCAUUCUCAUGAUCGCCUUCGUCGCUGUACAGAUCUGGCUCAAGAAGGACGCUACUGUGCCCCCGCACAUCUUCAAUCAGCGCAGCAUUAUCAGCGGUGUUAUUUUCGCCAUGUGUGUUGGUGGUGGUCUGAUCUCCAUGCUUUAUACCCUUCCAUUGUGGUUCCAGGGUGUGCGCGGCACCUCAGCUGUGAAAUCUGGUAUUGACACUAUUCCCAUGGUGCUUGCUCUUGUCGUUGGAGCCAUUACUUCUGGUGGAAUCAUCACUGCGACUGGAUACUAUGUUCCAUGGAUGUUCGUGGCAACUGUAUUGAUGUCGACUGGUGCAGGACUUAUGACGACCUUCAAGAUGGAUACCAACCAUGCUGCCUGGAUUGGAUACCAGGUGCUAUUUGGUAUUGGUAUUGGUACUGGAUUGCAGCAGCCCUCGUUGGCGGCUCAGACGGUUCUUCCCAUGGAAGAGGUUGCCAUUGGUGUCUCGCUUAUGUUCUUUGCUCAGUCUCUGGGUGGUGCGGUCUUUAUCGCUGUUGCUCAGUCGUUGUUCCAGAACUACCUUGGUGCUGAACUGCCUGGUAUCUCGGGCAUCGACACGGCUAAGGUUUUGCAGGCUGGUGCGACGGGCCUUAAAGAUGCGGUUCCUGCUGAUAAGCUGUCUUCGGUGUUGAUUGUGUACAAUGAUGGUCUUCAUCGGUCGUUCAUUGUUGCUGUGGCGGUGUCUUGUCUGAUGAUCAUCCCCGCGUUGACGAUGGAAUGGAGAACUAUCAAGAAGGACAAUGUGUCUGUCCCAGCUGCUUGA
Penicillium brevicompactum is the source of this 1614-nucleotide messenger RNA. Its product is annotated as MDR family MFS transporter. The transcript has 2 exons. The record is from RefSeq and is a predicted model, not a curated record. Gene Ontology annotation, biological process: transmembrane transport. Gene Ontology annotation, molecular function: transmembrane transporter activity. The coding region runs from base 1 to 1614 and encodes 537 amino acids. Lineage: Eukaryota; Fungi; Ascomycota; Eurotiomycetes; Eurotiales; Aspergillaceae.